AUGGACAAACAAGAAACCAGCGACCCCAAACCCCAGGUCCAGGUUGACGACAACCGGGCUGACACGCCCCCACCCGUUCGAAAAACCACAACGGCAUCAGUCGCUUCAGAGAAUCUUCAGCCAUACGCAGAGCGGACAUCGUAUGCGUCGACUCCGUCCUUGCAUCUACAACGGACGCACGAAACAGGGACAGGUGCAGACACAGGAACGGAACACCAGGCUCAGCCGGACGAGCUCAGUGAAAAAGGCGAGCCCAGUCACCAAGCAUCCCCGCCACCGCGCCCUCGCUCCGAAGUGACAAUUGAUCUCUCACGGACUGAGACUCGUUCUGACGCCGAGGCUGAUGAUGACGACGGAUCUGAACAGGGAUCUGAAGAAACAGGGUCCUUCCUGGCCGAUGGCUCGGACGAGGAUCCAGAUCCGCGGCAUGUUUUCUGGAGGAAGUUGAAGCGCUGGAUCCCACUUUUGGAUCGGUCAUUCUACACCCUAAUAGGGUAUAAUCAUAUUAACAUGAUUGUCAGUGCGAUUGCGAUUGUUCUAUUGUCGCUUAUGAUCGCGGGCUGCUCUUCGCAUCUCAUGCGGGACGUGUACAUACUCGCAUUUUCGUAUCGGGCAGAAAACGGAGACAUCGCCAUUCCAAACGCCGUGGUAAAUCCAUCCUUAUACGACCUCGUGGCGAAUGUAAGCUCGACAGGCGUCUUGGAGGUCCGAGUAGGAUACUUUGGUUUCUGCAUUGCGAGUGCAAGUCGUGAUGCUGUCGGUGGCUGGGUCUGCAAGAGAGACGCAACGGUCUUAGCAAGUCGCAUUGAUACUGCCAUUGAUCCGCUUAAUCUGCUAGCAAUCGCUGCUAACUUCAAGGACGAGGUCAUCCUUUCCGUCAUCAUGAUCAUGGCCACCGUGCUCGUAUUUGUGGGGUUCUAUGCCCUUGGUACAUUCCCAGGAUGGCACGAGGAGAUGGACGCGGAGGGGAGUAUUCGCGAGGUGAAGCCGUUUCCAAGCAAUUUAGUGUUGCAACUGGUGGUGGGCUGCCACUUCAUAGCCUCGCUGUUUCUGAUUGUGGCGGUACUAUGGCAGCACAUUGCUUCUGUUGCGUAUGCAGCUAACACGGAGAUCAUCUACGGCGGCGCCGUGCAUGCUCGAAUUGGAGCCGCGGCGGUAGGCAUGGGGUGGGGGGCAGUUGGAGCGACGGUCCUGGUGACUGUUUCGAUGACAGUAAUGACCUUGAGCUUGAGGAUGGUUUACCACUUGUUAGAAUAG
Aspergillus mulundensis is the source of this 1257-nucleotide messenger RNA. Its product is annotated as Fig1 domain-containing protein. Gene Ontology annotation, biological process: conjugation with cellular fusion. Lineage: Eukaryota; Fungi; Ascomycota; Eurotiomycetes; Eurotiales; Aspergillaceae. The transcript has 3 exons. The coding region runs from base 1 to 1257 and encodes 418 amino acids. Gene Ontology annotation, cellular component: mating projection tip; membrane. The record is from RefSeq and is a predicted model, not a curated record.